ACAGAUGCGGAAGAGGUCAGUACUAGUGCAACAGUCCAAGUGUUUGCAUCGCGAUCUUGCAAAUUUUGAGCAUUUUCGCCAAGAAACAUUCCGUAAAUUGUCACAAUUCCCAGUGAAAUUCAAGCUUAGGUGGUUUUAGUAUCUUUCUAAAUUGAAUGCACGUGGAAUAAUUUUGAGAAAAUUAACGGAAUUUGCAGAGCGAAUUGUUCUUUUUCUGACACAGUGUAUCUCUAUUAUCAAUUUUUGAGCUAUUUAUCAAAUUCAAUUUUGCAAUCUUAGUAUUUCAAAGUCUGAUUUUAAUUCUGUGGCUAUUGCUUCAGCCCCAGAGAAGGUGUUUUGUGUAAAUCUGCCAAAAGGAGGUUGAGGAAAAUCCCCAGACAGUGAACUCGUAGAAAGGAAGACAAGCCCGAAAAGAGCGAAUACAAGAGGUGGAGUGGACUGACAAGCGAAUUCUUGUGCCAAGAGAUACAGAAAAUGAGAUCUGACGGCCGGACUGUGUCCGAAUGGGAGGACAGUGUUCUCUUUGAUGCCGACGAUCCUGACUUUUCGAAUCUCACGGCCAAUGGGAAUGGCAUUCUCAAUUCAAAUCCUCCCCUUGUGGCAACAAGUGCAACGGAACGUCUUCAAAUGUUGAACACUUUGAUGCGGAAAGUGCCUUCAACAAUGUCCGUUGCGAGUGUACAAGCACCUCAUUUAGCUGAAUUGUGCUCAUCUCUUGGCCGCUCAAGUCUGAGUGUCUCAUCAUCACUGUCCGAUUUGGUGGGGAGUCCGUUUGAGAUUUCAGCGGACAAUGUCCUGACCAUUGAGGACCUGCGUGUCCAGAUGGGUUCUUGCUUCACGUGCGGCGUCUCCUGGGCAGAGGAUCACGUCUCGCUGGACUGCAGCGAGUGCGGCGGAUAUGGCCUGGAACGGCCGUGCCCGCUCUGCGAUGGCAGCUGUGGGAGCACCUGGAAGAGGGAUUUCACAAUGUCCCAUGCUUCUGGAAAAGCGAGGUGGCAGGGAUCGUGUCCAUCGCAUCCCAUCAGCCAUCCGCCUGCCAUGGUGCUGCCCACAAUCGUGACACCCGCCGCCGUACCGCCAACUUGUGGCGCGACGCGGAAUCAGUUCCUGGCCCAGGAACUCUGUGCCCGUCUCGAGAAGCUCUCAACCCAGACGUGAUUUACACGCCUCCGAGGUACACUCUCCAUGUGUUCCCCCCGACACUUCCUGAGAGACACACAGAGCAUUACCCAGAAUCCCUGCAGGGCUCACGUUGCAGUUGAGCCCUAGAGGGCGCAUCCCUUCGGAAGUACUUGGUGUUUUCUUUCGUUUUUUUUUUUUGUAUAAAAAAAUCAACAUUAUGUGUAUAGUCAUUCUCUUGAGAAAAUCUUUUACACAGAUUUUUUUUUUUACUUUUUUGGUCAGUCCAGGGAAAUUUAUAUUUUAUUCCCUGUGAGGUCAAAUCUUAUGCUAAUAUUAAAAGAAUUGUUUUUUUUUUAAAUGUGUAUAAGAAAAUUAUGUGUGGAGAAAAUAGAGAAAGAAAUUCAAACAAGACUGUGGCGCCAAAAUGCUCAAUUCUGGACAUUAGUUCUUUAGUUUUUAAGUGAAUGGAAUUUUUGCAAGACAAAUAUAAUAAUGGGAAAAAAAUGCAUUAUAAUUGUCUUUUUUUUCUUGUGAGAAUAACUUGAGUUUGUGCAUUUUAUUUUUACAAAAGUGGAAGUUUUUUUUCUGAUAUUUUGCCAAAAAAGCGCUACAGUUUAUUCAAAAUUCCAUUUUUUUCAGAUCAAAAUAUUUAUUGAAGAUGUUCUUGCUGAUUUGAAAAUGUUUUAUUUCUUUCAGAACGUGUGGAAAGUAUUUUUUCUGGUAUUUAUUUUAUGAAACAGUACGAAAUCUAAUGGGGAAGGCACAAUUGCUUUUGUUUUGUAAACAUGUUUUGGAAUAUGCGUGAGAGAGAGCGAGACAACUAUAAUCGUAUACCUCUCAUUCUGACUCGCUCUGAAAUGUCAAAAAUAUGUUGACAAAACAGAAGAAAUUAUGCCGUGGCUAUUAGAUUAUGGACAACGCAGAAUUGCUUUUGUUUUGUAAACAUGUUUUGGAUUGUGCACGAGAGAGAGCGAGAAGAUUACAAUCGUAUAAAGCUCUUUCUGACAGAUAUGUCAAAACUAUAUUAUGCGAUGUUCUUUAGUUUAUGGGCAACGCACAAGACGUUCUGUUUUAUAAACACAUUUUAGAGCGCAUUUGGAGAGCGAGAGGAUUACAAUUUUAUAUUGUUGAUUCUCCGUGAAAUGUCAAAAAUAUGUUGACAGAACAAAAACAUUUAUGCGAUGUCCGUUAGAUUAUGGACAACGUACAAGAGCUUUUGUUUCGUAAACAUGUAUUGGAAAACGCGGGAGAGAGUGACACAACUAAAAUCGUCUUGCGCUGAUUCACUCUGAAAUGUCAAAAAUAUGUGGACAAAACCAAAACAUUUGCACAAUGUCCGUUAGCUUAUGGGCAACGUACAAGAGCUUCUGUUUUGUAAACAUGUUUUGUAAUACGCGUGAAAGAGUGACACAACUACAAUCGUGUUGCGCUGAUUCGCUCUGAAACGUCAAAAAUAUGUUGACAGAACAAAAACAUUUUUGCAAUGUCGGUUAGAUUAUGGGCAACGCACAAGAUCUUCUGUUUUGUAAACAUGUUUUGAAAUACGCAUGAGAGAGUGAAACAACUACAAUCGUAUAUUGUUUCGCUCCGAAAUGCCAAAAAUAUGUUGACAAAACAAAGUAUUUCUGCCAUGUCCAUUAGAUUAUGAAGAACGCACAAUUGCUUUUGUUUUGAAAACAGUUUUUAAAAAGAAAUGCGUAAUAUAUCCAGAAUAUUGUAAUUGGAAAUUGUUUACUGUUCUUGAAAUCUCUUAAAAAAUAUAUUUACAAAACAAAAAAAAUAUGCGAUGCCUAUUAUAUUGCAGACUACUCAAAAUUACUUUGUUUCUUAAAAAUUUGCUGAACGAAAUUAGUUCUGCGCAGCCCAUUUGAAUUGCAGACAUUUAAAAUAAUUCUUUUCAAUUAUUUUUAUUUUUCAAUUUUUAGCAAGAACUAUCUUCUUCAUUUUUUCAAAUAAAUGCGCAACAUUAAUUCAUAUUAAACAUCUCAAAAAAUAUAUAUUUAAUUUAAAGAGAAAAAAAAACCCAGAAAACCAUAAGAGCAUAAAUAUAGUAAAGAAAAACUUUUUAAAAAGAGAAAACACUUAAUAAAAUUUAAGAAUGUGUGAUAUUCCGGAAACAAUAUAUUAUAUUUGUAAUUAAUUAAAUAAAAAUGAAAAAAAUAUAUAAAUAUACACGAUAUAUUGUCAAAAUUUCUCAUGUCAAAAAUAAGAAAAAAAAUUGAUUAAGGAGGAUUUGUAUUGGGAGUGUUAUUUCUUGUAGUGAGAAAUGAUCUUCUGGUAAAAUUUUCUGUGAAAAUUUCCAGUGAUUUUUUUUUAGGUUUACAAGGCGCACUAGCAAAAAAAUGGUUGAUAUUAAUUGGUAAAAAAAACAACAAAUUUGACUCAAAACUAUCGCACAUUUUUCCUUGAUUCUUUUAUUUUCUUCAAAACUCAAUUUCUUUGACAAUAUGUGUUCCAAAAAAAAAGAUAACUGCAAUAGAUAGAGAUAUUUCUUAAAGACAAACUCACUACCAUUAAUUUAUGAAAAUGCAUUAAUUUUUAAGGAUAACUACUUUAUAACUUUAUGAGCACAGAUCACCAUUCAGAGCGUCCUAAUUUUCAUUUCUUUCAAUUAUCCAUUUCGUUCGACAAUUUUAUAUUUUCAAGAAAAUUAUUUAAUUCUUUAACAAAAAAAUUGAAGCACAAAAAAAAGACCAAAGAUAGGCAGAAAAAUUUAUCGUUGAGAUGGCCUCUGAAAAUUGGUGUAUGGGCUAAAUAGAGAAUUUUUUUUUUCAUUUAGCAAGAAUUUCUUUUCUUCAAUACGUUCUCAUUUGCAAGAAAAAAUAGCUUCAACCAUGUUAAUUUAUUAGCAAAAAAUAAACAAUAGAUAAAAGAAUUUUCUUUUAUAACAAUAAAACUGAGAAGAAUUUCUUAUGUAAAAAAAUAUAAGUUACUCUUUUUUAUAUUGUCAUUAUUAUUUCAUUUAUUCAAUAAAUAUUUCUUUUUCCAUUUUAUUUACAAAAUGU
Molecule: messenger RNA, 4127 nt
Organism: Phlebotomus papatasi
Lineage: Eukaryota; Metazoa; Arthropoda; Insecta; Diptera; Psychodidae
Gene: Pino
Product: protein pinocchio
Exons: 5
Coding region: 475-1158 (227 amino acids)
Source: RefSeq, a predicted model, not a curated record